GAAGAAUUAUCAUAUCAACAUAAAUAAAUAUACGUCAAGAGGAUUCCAUUUGUUUUCAUUGGGUAGUAGUCAUGUUGGUUGCGGCUGAUGCGUCAACGCAAACGACGGGAACGGCACUGGCGUAAGGUGCUAAUUGGACCGUUCCCGCAACCCAAAACCCCAAGAACUAAUUUGUAUCCGACGCACACACGACACCUAACAACUGGGGCCCACCUAAUGGUGUUGGCCUGCGAAGAUGCCUUCAACAAACACCGAAGACUUGCGGCGAAAGUUUCUCGUUGUGCAGCAACAACGUUCCGCGCCACCCAACCUGGUCAGCGACACUCUCGCCCAACAACAACAACAGCAACAGCAGCAGCAACAACAACAGCAACAUCUCCACACAAUGAUGACAACAACACCCAUGGUAAUGGGGGCCAACGGAGAGCCGGAGCGCACCUAUGUCUUUCCGGGCACACAUCAGGUGGGCAAUACAGUCGCAGGUAGCAUGUCUGGUGGGCCAGGCAUACCGGGCGUGGCCAUCAUAUCCAGCGGCAACAGCACUCUAAACCCGGCCGGACCCUCGCGCGGUGGACAUGCGCGUUCAGUCAGUCAUGGUGGGGGCGCUAUUGUUGCUGUCGGUGCUGGCGGUCGUCCCAUAAAGUCGGCCAUGAAGGGCCACCAGCGUGCCUUCUCGCAGGGCCAGAUUACGGACUCGCCGCCCGGUAGUGGUGCGCCAGCGGGUCGUGGCCACAGUCGUGUCGGCUCCAAAACGGACUUCAUCCUGCCACCUGGCCACAAGGAUGAGCCGGUCAGGGAGCGCGAAUUCGGCCCAUCGGCGCCGAGCUCGGCGACUAGCGGUCGUGGCCAUUCCCGACAGGCAUCCCGCUCCGAAUCCAUCUACACGUUGCGGCGCACCGAGGCGCCGCCGUGGUGGAAACGCAUCAGUCUGUGCAACUACAACACCAACGAUAAGUUUGAGGAGCGCAGCUAUCGCAUGGUGGUGCCCAAUCACACAGUGCCGCCCAAGACACCCAAACGGGAGCAUCCCAACGGUCAAUUUGUGGGCAACAAAAUACGCACAACAAAAUACACGCUGCUCUCGUUCAUACCGAAAAAUCUGCUGGAGCAGUUCCAUCGCGUUGCAAAUCUGUAUUUCAUUUUCAUUGUGCUGCUCAACUGGGUGCCGGCCAUCAAUGCCUUUGGCAAGGAGGUGGCCAUGAUUCCUGUCAUCUUUGUGCUGGGCGUGACGGCCGUCAAGGAUCUGUUUGAGGAUCGGCGACGACGAGCGUCUGACAAACGCAUCAAUAAUACUACUUGCAGGGUAUACGACGGUGAGACGGAGCGCUAUAAGAAAACAAAAUGGCAAGAUUUGCGUGUCGGUGACAUUGUCCAUUUGUCCAACAACGAGACGGUGCCAGCGGAUAUCCUCUUGCUGCGGACCAGCGAUCCCCACGGAGUCUGCUACAUUGACACCUGUGACUUGGAUGGCGAAACAAAUCUGAAGCGUCGCGAGGUUGUACGUGGCUUCACCGAAAUGCAGAACAUAUUUGUACCCAGCAAGUUUACGAGCUUCGUCGAAGCAGAUGCGCCAACAACAAAGCUGUAUAGAUUCCAUGGGGCCUUAAUACAUCCAACUGGGGAGCGUGUACCCAUUUCGACCGAGUGCCUUUUGUUAAGAGAGAGCAGACUGAAGAAUACGGACUACAUUGAGGGCAUUGUUGUCUAUGCCGGACAUGAAACGAAGUCCAUGCUAAAUAAUAGUGGUCCAAGGUACAAACGCUCCCAGGUGGAACAGCAAAUGAAUAUUGAUGUGAUAUGGUGUGUGAUAAUAUUGUUGAUCCUUUGCGUUGUUGGCGCCAUCGGCUGCACAAUGUGGCUGGGCUCCUUUGUUAACUUCCCCGUGCCCUAUUUGCCAUUUGACGUUAAUGCUGCCUUAGAGGGCAUGCUCACAUUCUGGACAUAUAUUAUAAUACUGCAAGUGAUGAUACCGCUCUCCCUCUACGUGACCAUUGAGCUGUGCAAGAUACUGCAGGUGUACCACAUACACAACAACAUCGAUCUGUACGAUGCGGACACCAACAAGCAGACGGAAUGCAGGGCGAUGAACAUCACUGAGGAACUGGGCCAAAUACAGCACAUUUUUUCAGACAAGACCGGCACAUUGACCGAAAACAAAAUGAUCUUUCGUCGCUGCGUUGUCAACGGUGCUGAUUAUAAUCAUCCCCCAUCGGAGCUGGAGAAAUUGUAUGCGAAGCCAGGAGCGCCAGCGCCGCCCCUGUUGCCUAACGAGUCGCUGCACGAUGAUAUGCAGCAGUUGGUCGGGGUGGGCGUUGGUGCCUAUCUGACGCCCAAUGCACAGUGCAUCCAGGAAUUUCUGGUUGUGUUGGCCAUAUGCAACACGGUCAUCGUGAGUGCGGCGCCGCAUCGGGAUCUCAUGAACGCCAGCGGCAUCAUCGAGUUGCAACAGAGCGCGACCAGUCCGACCACGGUAGGCCCCUCACCCUCCACCCUAAAGCAUGUCAGACCGCGUCGCAAUCUGGUGAGCACAACGACCACAACGACAACAGCCACAACCAUUAUGAAUGGGACACCGCAGCCAGGAGCCGGUGUCUUGGCAGAUCGUUAUUCGCUACUGCCUGAAUCGCGUUCGGUGACUCCGUCACCGCCACCCAAUUUGCUGUUUGCCAUGCCCGCACAGAGUCAUCAGCCGACGCUCUCGCCGAUCAGCAGUUCACCGGAGUCGACGCCUGGCUCGGAGUCGCCAUCGCCGCCCAUGAAGAACAAGGCGCUGUCCAAUAGCAUUUCACCGACGGGUCGCGCCAAGGCUGUCAUCAACUCCAAGAUCACCAGCAUAGCCACAUUUCUCAAUGCCAAAACGCAUGGCAAACGCAUGAAGAUCAACCAAACGAAGACGCAAACUAUAUACAGAACCGCUGACGGUCGUCCUCUGUAUGAGGCUGAGAGUCCCGAUGAGCUGGCGCUUGUCAAUGCCGCAUAUAGCUACGAUUGUUGUCUACUAAAUCGCAGCCCUAAUCACAUCCUUGUUGGCAUGCCAACGGCAGGCGCCACCGUUGAGUAUGAGAUACUUAAAAUACUGCCCUUCGAUUCAAGCCGCAAGUGCAUGUCGAUUGUUGUCCGUCAAACAGGCACCCAAGAGAUUAUCCUCUACACAAAAGGCGCCGACAGUUCCAUUAUGCCCGUACUGGCGCCCUGUCCGCACAACAGCCCUGAAUGCUUGCUCCGUGAGCAGACGCAACAGCAGCUGGAUCGCUAUGCACGGGAAGGUCUUCGGAUUCUGGUGAUGGCAAAGCGUACCUUAAAUGCUAGUGAUUAUACGGACUGGUGGGCGCAUCAUCAGGAUAUUGAGAUGUCACACGAGAAUCGGGAGCGCCGGCUGCGCGACUCAUUCGCCAAGCUGGAGAGCAAUCUGACGCUGUUGGGCGCCACAGGUAUUGAGGAUCGCUUGCAGGAUGGUGUGCCUGAGACGAUAGCAUCGCUAAUCGCAGCGGGCAUUUCAAUAUGGGUGCUAACCGGCGACAAGCCGGAGACGGCCAUCAACAUUGCCUACUCGGCCAAACUCUUCACACAGCAAAUGGAGCUAAUCAAGCUAACCGCUCGAUCUCGGGAUGCAGCGGAGACGGCCAUUAAUUUCUAUUUGACGGAAAUGAAGAAUGCCAAGGCGACUAACUCCGUUGGCUACUGCCUAACGCCGCGCAGUAAACCCCGCGCUCUGGUCGUGGAUGGAAAAACGCUUACCUUCAUCUUGGAUCCCAAGUCAAAGUUAGUGCCGACAUUUCUAAAGCUGGCUAAAGCGUGCUCCUCGGUGCUCUGCUGUCGUUCAACGCCACUGCAAAAGGCCUACCUGGUCAAAGUGGUCAAAGAGGAACUCAAUCUGCGCACGCUGGCCAUUGGUGAUGGGGCCAACGAUGUGUCCAUGAUACAAAUGGCUGAUGUCGGCGUAGGCAUCUCCGGUCAGGAAGGCAUGCAAGCGGUGAUGGCAGCCGAUUUUACACUCUCACGUUUUCGGUACCUGGAACGCCUGCUGCUCUCCCAUGGCUAUUGGUGCUAUGAUCGACUGGCGCGCAUGAUUCUAUACUUCUUCUAUAAGAAUGCGGCAUUUGUUUUUCUGAUAUUCUGGUAUCAAUUAUACUGUGGCUUCUCCGGUUCUGUGAUGAUGGACCAAAUGUAUCUAAUGCUUUACAACUUGCUAUUCACUUCACUGCCGCCCCUGGCGAUUGGUGUCUACGAUAAUCGAGUGCCGGAGGACUUGCUAUUAAAAAAUCCAUAUCUAUACAAAAAUGGUCGCUUGGGUGUGGUGUAUAGACCGCAUGACUUUUGGCUGAUACUCCUAGAUUCCCUCUAUCAAUCUCUUGUCAUAUUCUUUGUUGCACUGUGCGCGUAUGCGGAAAGUGAUGUGGGUAUCUGGGAAUUUGGUACGACCAUCACGGCCAGCUGUCUGUUUGCGAAUUUAGUGCACUGUGCCAUUGAAAUACGUUCCUGGACGGUGCUCCAUGUCAUAUCAAUUGUAAUCAGUUUGGGCUCCUUUUAUCUGUUCUCCAUUGUAUACAAUUCGAUGUGUGUCAACUGCUUCGGACUGCCCUCAACCUAUUGGGUAAUCUUUAAAUGUUUUGCCUCUGCGGUGCACUGGCUUGUUAUAUUGCUAUCCACAGUGGUUGCUGUGCUGCCUCGCCUGGUCCUUACUACAGUGCGCACAUCCAUGUGUCCAGACGAUAGUACCAAAGUCAUUUUAAACAGCAAACGCGAGCGCACCAGAGAAUCGCCGAUUAUGGGUCUAAGAAUCAGAUUAUAACAUCGAUUACCUGAUCCAGCGCCAAACUGCAACGUUUUCAUCCGCAACAUCAUAAUUCAAAAUCAAAUACUUACACAUGUGCUUUCAGUUUAAAUAUGUGGCCUUUAGACACCGAUUUAUAUUAGUUUAAUUGUAGAUGAUUAGUUGACCAACUCCAGCUCUCUAGUUUCUGAAAUUAGCGUAGAUAUACACUUAGUAUAAAUUUGAAUUGAAUGUAAAUCAAUUAGCGACUAUAGCACACUAAGUAAUAUUUGUUAGAACAUUGUUUAUUUCGGGCUCAUCACUACGAUUCCCAUGCAACCUAAUUACACGUUUUAGUUGAAAUGUUUGCCUUAAUAUUGAAACGCAUCAAUGAGACGCAUUUGUAUCAGUUAUACAUGAAUGUCGUCAUUUAUGAAUAUUUAUUUGUAUAUAAGUAGUAAGUUACUUUAUGUACGUAAUUUGCCUAGGCAUAUUUAGUGCGUAUAGCCAGCCACCUAUAACCUAGUUUAAUCCUAACUUUUGUGACGCACCUAUUGUUAAACAUAACUGAUUAAAAUAAUACCACAUUGAUAUAGAUGUUUGCGUACAAUGCAUAUGGAUUAUUUAAGCGACUAUCACUUUGUAUAUGUAUGUAUGUACUGUAUAUCACCAUAAAUGAUAACUUUAAAUACUGGACAAUUCAAACAGAACAGGACCAUAAUGUUCAAUGUUCGCGAAAAGGCUGUGAUUCUACACUCAUGAGAAAUAUACCUAUACAUAAGAAACCCCAAUUAACUCUACUUAGUUUCUUUAUUUCAAGUAUUACUAAACAAAAAAAAUGAUAUAGUGUAUCUUUUAGUUUGUUGCAUAGGCAAGAGACUUUUUUACUUUUUUUAAUUUAAACAAAUGACAAAUGAUUAAAUUAUUAUAAUCACAUAGUUGUUCUAAACUAUUAACAUUAGUUAUAUGUAAAUCGUUUCGAAAGAGAACAAUUAUAAAUGCAAUAAUAUUGUGUACGUUAAAAAGAAAACAACAAUAACAACAACAACAACAACAAAACAAAACAAACAUUAGCUGAAUAUUUACAUUGUUGAAACGCUAAAAAUCAUUGAAUCAAAUAAAUGUAUAUUUACUUAAAAAAUAA
This is a messenger RNA of Drosophila grimshawi, 5897 nucleotides long. Its product is annotated as phospholipid-transporting ATPase VA. Gene Ontology annotation, cellular component: plasma membrane. Gene Ontology annotation, molecular function: ATPase-coupled intramembrane lipid carrier activity; ATP binding; ATP hydrolysis activity. The coding region runs from base 236 to 4792 and encodes 1518 amino acids. Gene Ontology annotation, biological process: phospholipid translocation. Lineage: Eukaryota; Metazoa; Arthropoda; Insecta; Diptera; Drosophilidae. The record is from RefSeq and is a predicted model, not a curated record. The transcript is spliced from 15 exons.